Molecule: messenger RNA, 8465 nt
Organism: Oncorhynchus nerka (sockeye salmon)
Lineage: Eukaryota; Metazoa; Chordata; Actinopteri; Salmoniformes; Salmonidae
Product: transcription factor Maf-like
Exons: 4
Coding region: 366-1430 (354 amino acids)
Biological process (GO): regulation of transcription by RNA polymerase II
Cellular component (GO): nucleus
Molecular function (GO): DNA-binding transcription factor activity, RNA polymerase II-specific; RNA polymerase II cis-regulatory region sequence-specific DNA binding
Source: RefSeq, a predicted model, not a curated record
AAAAAACACUCUCUCCGUCAAGCCUGGGGUGGAGUUGUUUUUCUUUCCUUCUCUACAAGGCAUGAAUUUGCCUGUGACACGGCACGUGAACCUCCUUCAAUUUGGCGCACUAAUCCUAAAAUAAGGCAUGAAGUGUUAAAUGUUAGAAACACACAGAACUGCGCUCAGACAAGGGGAAAGAGAGGGAGAAAACGGAGGAGAGUGAGACGCACGCGCUGCUCUGGUGCGUCUGUGCAGAGACUGCAUAAAAAGAGAGAAAAAAUAACAAAAAAACGUGCGCUGCGCAAUUAGGUUAGAAACCGUGUGUUUUUUCUCUCCAUUUUCUGGAAGAUAAAAUAAAUAAAGAAAUCAAGCUGGCUCAGUGCAUGUCACAGCAGCCCGCUUUGACAGGUGCUGCUCAGCCCCUUUGGAGGACUGCUUUCAGCAGCAGCAGGAUGGCAUCAGAACUGGCAAUGAGCAACUCCGACCUGCCCACCAGUCCCCUGGCCAUGGAAUAUGUUAAUGACUUCGAUCUGAUGAAGUUUGAAGUGAAAAAGGAGCCGGUGGAGCCGGAUCGCAGCAUCAGCCAGUGCAGCCGCCUGAUCGCCGGGGGAUCCUUGUCUUCCACCCCGAUGAGCACGCCUUGCAGCUCGGUUCCCCCUUCCCCAAGCUUUUCGGCGCCCAGCCCGGGCUCCGGGAGCGAGCAGAAGGCUCACCUGGAGGAUUUCUACUGGAUGAGCGGCUACCAACAGCAGCUGAAUCCCGAUGCGCUGGGCUUCAGCCCCGAAGACGCGGUAGAGGCGCUGAUCAGCAGCAGCCACCAUCUCCAGUCCUUCGAUGGCUAUGCUAGAGGGCAGCAGUUCGCCGGGGUGGCCGGGGCAGGAGGCGGCAUGCCCGGGGAAGAGAUGGGCUCAGCAGCCGCUGUGGUAUCCGCUGUUAUCGCUGCAGCGGCAGCGCAGAACGGAGGUCCCCACCACCAUCACCACCACCACCACGCCGGGGGACACCACCCCUCCACAGGGGUCCCGUCCAACGGCAGUUCGGCAGGCAGCCACCAGCACAUAGGACACCUGGACCUGGACGACCGGUUUUCGGAUGACCAGCUGGUGAGCAUGUCAGUACGGGAGCUGAACCGACAACUGCGCGGGGUCAGCAAGGAGGAGGUGAUCCGGCUGAAACAGAAGAGGAGGACCCUAAAGAACAGAGGCUAUGCCCAGUCCUGCCGCUACAAGCGGGUCCAGCAGAGACAUGUUCUGGAGGGCGAGAAGACGCAGCUGAUCCAGCAGGUGGACCACCUCAAGGCGGAGAUAUCGCGGCUGGCCAGGGAGCGGGACGCAUACAAGGACAAGUACGAGAAGCUCAUAACCAACGGCUGCAGGGAAAACGGAUCCGACAACAUCCCCUCGUCCCCAGAGUUUUUCAUGACGUCGAGAAAGUUCCUCCAUCUGUGAUAGUGACCCCUGAACCCUGCACAUGACCCUUGACCUGGAGUCUAAGAAACCAUGACAGAGGAAUGCUGAUAUCUUAACAUCAUUCCGCGGCACCAGACGGCCACAAAGCACAACGUCCACACAUCUCCAAACCACCCAGAAACCAAGCAACAGACCCUGUACAGACGUCCAGAUGGACCCGUCACCCAACACCGCACACUUUCAUGACAAGAUUAUCCCCCGAAACAAAUGACAACAAAACUAAACAUCCAAGGAAAAUACUGAGUUCCUGUUUGAUCAACUACUAAAACUCCUGGAUUCUCUCUUUCUCUAUCACCAGUAGCUACAUACAUAAUUGUGACUGAACAUUGUGACAAAGAUACAGUACCACAUUGUACAUGACAUUUUGUAGAGUAUUAUAAGUUAUAAUAUGUAGGUUGGAGGUCUAACUGUAGACAGACACUGUAGAGGGGAGAAGUGAUGACGCGUGAGUUCCCGUUAGCACAUAGGCCCAAUGCUGUUCCUGUAAAUAAUGGGCAGUAGAACUGAAUAGGGCCUCAUAUGGAAUACAGCUAGUCCAUCUGUAUAUAGCCAUGACACCAUAGCUCUAAUAUGUACAUAGGCAUUCAAUUAUACCUCCUUAUUUCUCCUAUCCCCCUUCAACCCUCCUACACUAGCGCAAUGAUACUCACCAUAUCUCCAUACUCAGACAUGUAAAAUAUAUAUAUACAGGAGGAAACUGGAUACAGAGAGAAGAUACACACAGUGUGUUGCAGCUGGAAACACACUGGAGUGAGAAACACAGACCCACUUUGGCUGGAAUAAGGAACUGGUGAACUCUCCCUGCCACAAAGAGGCACGCAAUAACCCCGGUGUAUUUGUACAUGUAUUUUACUCCCCUUAGUGAAGUGAAAGUUUCAGUUCAAUGGUUUGAAAGCUUUCUACAGUCCACUCAAUGUACAAAUUUUCAUUUUCAUCCACACUUCCUCCCUCUCCCUCCAUUCCUGAUUGGCUAGUCCUUCCUCUCUCCCCCAGUCCUGAUAGGCUGUUGACAGUCAGUGUGGGCGUGUCAAUCAGAGGGCCUGUAGGCCCGUAGGCCUCUCUGAGACCAGGCGCUCGCUUAGCUCCCACAGGCUGGCUGCAGUGACCUGGUCCUCGGCCUGGGGGGAGGGCAGGCAGCGGAAACAGUUGUUGAAGUACAUCCCUCCUAGACCCUCCAGCUCCGGAGCUACCGCACAGUACACCGUGGUGGCUGCCCCCUGUUGCUGUGGAGACAAAGAGACAGAGGGACAACAGUCAACAUGGAGGACAGAGACAGAGGGACAACAGUCAACAUGGAGGACAGAGACAGAGGGACAACAGUCAACAUGGAGGACAGAGACAGAGGGACAACAGUCAACAUGGAGGACAGAGAGAGAGGGACAACAGUCAACAUGGAGGACAGAGACAGAGGGACAACGGUCAACAUGGAGGACAGAGACAGAGGGACAACAGUCAACAUGGAGGACAGAGACAGAGGGACAACAGUCAACAUGGAGGACAGAGACAGAGGGACAACAGUCAACAUGGAGGACAGAGACAGAGGGACAACAGUCAACAUGGAGGACAGAGACAGAGGGACAACAGUCAACAUGGAGGACAGAGACAGAGGGACAACAGUCAACAUGGAGGACAGAGACAGAGGGACAACAGUCAACAUGGAGGACAGAGACAGAGGGACAACAGUCAACAUGGAGGACAGAGACAGAGGGACAACAGUCAACAUGGAGGACAGAGGGACAACAGUCAACAUGGAGGACAGAGACAGAGCAGCACUGAUCAACAUCAUCUGUGUGGGAGGAGGGGACAGUCAGAGAGAAUGACAGAGACCCUCUUGUCCGCCAAGAGAUACACAGGAACUCCAGCCACCCUACAGAUCCUGCCAAGACACCUCCACUGGAAUACACACACCUGUACUCAGUGACCCUCAUCUCUCCUGAUCCUCCAGAGCAUCCAUAUGAGACAGACAAGGAACUCCAUACAAACAGAGAGAGAGAGAAAGAUAGACACAGAGAGGAUCAACUCCAUAGAGACCCCCUCUCUGCCACAGCCCAUAAUGAUGGGGCAGUGUUACCAUAGGGACUAUGGAUCUGGAUAGAUAUGUAUAUACAGUACCAGUCAAUGGUUUGGACACACCUACUCAUUCAAGGGUUUUUCUUUAUUUUGACUAUUUUCUACAUGGUAUAAUAAUAGUGAAGACAUCAAAACUAUUAAAUAACACAUAUGGAAUCAUGUAGUAACCAAAAAAGUGUUAAACAAAAUAUUUUAGAUUCUUCAAAGUAGCCACUAUUUUACUUGAUGACAGCUUUGCACACUCUUGGCAUUCUCUCAACCAGCUUCAUGAGAAAUGCUUUUCCAACAGUCUUGAAGGAGUUCCCACAUAUGCUGAGCACUUGUUGGCUGCUUUUCCUUCACUCUGUGGUCCAACUCAUCCCAAACCAUCUCAAUUGGGUUGAGGUCGGGUGAUUGUGGAGCCCAGGUCAUCUGAUGCAGCACUCCAUCACUCUCCUUGGUCAAAUUGCCCUUACACAACCUGGAGGUGUAUUUUGGGUCAUUGUCCUGUUGAAAAACAAAUGAUAGCCCCACUAAGCGCAAACCAAAUGGGAUGGCGUAUUGCUGCAGAAUGCUGUGGUAGUCAUGCUGGUUAAGUGUGCCUUGAAUUCAAAAUAAAUCACAGACAGUGUCACCAGCAAAGCACCCCCACACCAUCAUACCUCCUCCUCCAUGCUUCACAGUGGGAACCACACAUGAGGAGAUCAUCCAUUCACAUACACAGCGCUUGGAACCAAAAAUCUCAAAUUUGGCCUCAUCAGACCAGGACAGAUUUCCACUGGUCUGAUGUCCAUUGCUUGUGUUUCUUGGCCCAAGCAAGUCUCUUCUUAUUAUUGGUGUCCUUUAGUAGUGGUUUCUUUGCAACAAUUCGACCAUGAAGGUCUGAUUCACGCAGUCUCCUCUGAACAGUUGAUGUUGAGAUGUGUAUGUUACUUGAACUCUGCAAAGCAUCUAUUUGGGCUACAAUCUGAGGUGCAGUUAACUCUAAUGAACUUGUCCUCUUCAGCAGAGGUACCUCUGGGUCUUCCUUUCCUGUGGUGGUCCUCAUGAGAGCCAGUUUCAUCAUAGCCCUUGAUGGUUUUUGCAACUGCACUUGAAGAAACUUUCAAAGUUCUUGAAAUAUUCUGGAUUUACUGACCUUCAUGUCUUAAAGUAAUGAUGGACUGUCGUUUCUCAUUGCUUAUUUGAGCUGUUCUUGCCAAAAUACGGACUUGGUCUUUUACCAAAUAAGGCUAUCUUCUGUAUACCACCUCUACCUUGUCACAACACAACUGAUUGGCUCAAACACAUUAAGAAGGAAAAAAACUCCACAAAUGUCCUUUUAACAAGGCACACCUGUUAAUUUAAAUGCAUUCCAGGUGACUACCUCAUGAAGCUGGUUGAGAGAAUGCCAAGAGUGUGCAAAGCUGUCAUCAAGGCAAAUUGUGGCUACUUUGAAGAAUCUCAAAUAUAAAAUAUAUUUUGAUUUGUUUAACACUUUUUUGGUUACUACAUGAUUCCAUAUGUGUUAUUUCAUAGUUUUGAUGUCUCCACUGUUAUUCUACAAUGUAGAAAAUAGUACAAAUAAAGAGACACCCUGGAAUGAGUAGGUGUAUCCAAACGUUUGACUGAUACUGUACAUAUAUUUCUAUAUUGUGUGUAUACAGGACUGCUGACUCUCCACAGAGUGCAUGCUUAUGUGAAUGUGGUAAAUACAGACCAGGGGCAACACUGUCUGUCCACAAAACAACACGAUCUCUGUAGAAUACCACAAUAACUAUAGGAAGGUGGUGACUGUUCAUCCAGAUAUGACGUAAAACACACCCAAAAUAUGUUGCACUUGAUAUUUCUAUAGCUGCAAUAUUUUGUAGUUGUUUUGUGGACGUUUGCACACUGCGAGGGCUGUUUUCUGGACAGAGGAUGUGGCCCACGGUGUUCUAGACUGGGGAGGAGGGAGCAGCUCUUCUCAUUGGGAGUGGGGAGCCAGAGGGUUCUGUAAACUCUCUAUAAGGAACAUACAGUAUCUAUGCCAUGAUUACACAUCUGUAUAUGUUCACAUCAUCUAGGGGUUCAUUAGGGAAGUCAGACUGUAGAGUAGAGUAGAGAGCAACGGUCCUAAACAGUAAACAUUGUAGUACAUGCUGUUUGCCACAGUAAAGAGUGAGAUACACCGGUAAAGAGUGAUAUGAUGAGAAUAGUGCUCUUGUACACAAACAUCAUAUACAGUACAGGCAUGCACACGCUCGCAAACCCCCCUCCUUUCUCUCUUCUCUUUCUAAGAAACGUAGAGAGCAGACAGCCUGUAACACUCUCUACCCUACACCCUCUAAUUGAGUGGGAAAUGACUACUCAGAAGCUGUGUUUCUCAGUUUAACAUCUCAAAUCCAGUUUACAGUAGUCUGUAGUCACACUGUACUGAGACAUGCCUCCCUAAUGCAGCACCAGCCGGCACAGUCGGUAAUUAGGAGCGGCGAGAGGGAGAGAGGGAGUGUGAUUCCACAGCGUUUGAAACAGAGAGAGGAAGAAACAGACAUCAGAGAGUAUUACAGCCAGAAUUCAGGCGCUCAGAGGAUCUUUCAUGUAGCCCUGCUGCUGGCUAAAAACUGCUGUGACGUUAUGAGAAGACAGGAGACUGUUCUGGAGAUGACUUCUAUAGACACAUGAAAUACUUCUCUCUGGCUAACUGCUCUUUAUCUACAAAUGAGACUGGCGGGGAGGACUGGUGAGAGACUGCAGUGCAGAGCAGUUUAGUACAGUGCACUGGCAGAGCAGCAAAGGGUCAUCUCUGUUUUAGGUGAAAGGUGGACCAUCAAUACAUUGGAAUGAUUUACACCUGAUCUGAGAACGCAGCUCUACAGCACAGCAGGGAAUUCUGUCUGAGGGAGACAACCAAGAUAUGUACACAGCAGAAGGAGAGCGAGGGUGAAAGAGAGAGGGAGAGAGAGUGUGUGUGUGUGUGUUAUCUUCUUGGUGUUCAGCUCGGCCCUCCCACUACAUGACCUUUUUACCCGUGUAAGAGAUAAGCCUGAUGAGUUUAGCAUGCUAGACAUUAACAUGUGGAACCACCCACCACCACUAUCUAUCAGAGAUUAAAGAGAGAAGAAAGGGAAUGUGCUGGGCUGGUGACAUGCAUACACACACACACACACACAAUCCCUCCUGACAUGUACAGUAGCCCAACAGAUGUGUAUAAUCAUGUACAUUAUAAAUAAUACCUGUACAUUCUAGGUGUCGACCAACCAAUGGCUCUUUCUAUUUGUGUACCAGUGUUUGUCAAUGUAAAUCCUGAUUCUGAUAUACAUAGUUUUACAGAGUUGACAGAGAGAAAUGACUGGUUUUCUUGGGGUUGGUAUGUUAUGUUCCUAUCAGACAGAACUGACCACUGCAAACUGGUGAGUGGAGAGGAAAGGGUUAAUUGAGUGUGAGCCCGAGCAACUGUCCCCAAGACAUGACAUGAAUCACCAGAACUACAAGGGGAAGGGAAGCGGGAAAAAGAAAACUCUUUCACUUCAGCAAUAUACAAGAAAUGUGACAAACCGAAGUAGCAGGGUCCUAGCCAACAAGAUCUUUUCCAGACCACUUAAACACACAAACCCAACCUCUGCAAUCUCUAUGCUUUAAGAGCUGCAAUAAACAGGCCCUGGAUCAGCAGCAAUAAUAACCUGACCAUGUCUGGCCUGAACCAUCACUGCUCUGGAAAAUAGUCCUGGAUCACAUUUAUGUCUUCCAAUUUUCAACAUAAUGAAAAUAUUUCCAAUGUCUUUGGAAAGUAUUCUGCAAUAUUUAACUGUUGAACAGCCACUCUUCAAUGUAUUAAAAAGCAAGGUCAAAGAGAAGGGAGAUAUUGGUGUUGAAUCAUUAAAGGGUAACUAUACUGUACCUCAGAGUUGUUCCGUGUUGUUUUCAUAGUAUAACAUGUUACUGUCGUGAUCUCUAACCAUGUCUAAUCACUCUGUGCUUGUACAGUACAGCAAUACUAUAUGAUGCAUUGUGCUAUUUGUUAGCAUAGGACUAAUGCACCAGGAAGAGAAAAAGACACGUUUUGUUUCUGCCUCAUCAAGGUGGUGCACUGUCAUUCUGUCAUACGAUCAUUCUCUGAUAAUAUGUGUGACCCUUUUCCCUGACGUGUGUAUUUAUGACAUUGACCUGUAAAUACACCCAGUACUGUGGAGCAGUCUGUUCGUGGCCCAGCCCGUCUUGCCCUGUACAAAGGAACAUGUAAAUAGCAAACGGCUAUGCAUGCUGACACUCUAGCACUUCUUUCAGGUACUUUUAUAAUCCCAAACUCCUCAUAUGGCAUGUCCUGAAAAUCACCUAUGAACAUGGAAAAUAAAAAGAGAAUAAUAAAAAAAGAACCAAGAUGUCAGACGAUGACAUCCUGGACAACGUGUAAAGUCCUACCGUUUUCUUACUCUUGUGGGUGGUUCUGUUCCUUUAACUGUCAUUCUGUCAUUCUUAAUGUGGUGAAACCAUUCUGGUCAAGGUUCUGUUCAGUUGUCUUGGUGUGUGAAGAGUCGAGGCAAAGCAGAGAGGCAAUCUGUGUGUUAACAACUAAAGCCUGGUUAAGAGUCUGUCCACAUCUGUCACAGGGCAGCAUAGUCCUCUCUUGUCGUGACAAGAGCAGACAUGACUGGCUCUGGCAAAACACACAGGGGGACACUGAUUGUGAUUUAACACGGUUCUGUUUAAGGAACUAGAAUUGGAACUAGGCUAUAUAACAAGCUUAUAUGAUGACAGAAGAUAGUAUGAGCAGUAAAAGAGCUUUGCCUCUGCCCUAGGACCCAGUCUGUCUGAACUAACAGUCUCACAUGAAGGUCUAUCUAUGCCAUGAUGGAGAAGAUGGGACUCCAACAGGACUUUGUGCUUUUGUUGAUACUUUAGCAAUGUUUAUUUCCAACCCCAUGGUGUUCACAAUAGAUGGAAGUAUCUGAUUUUUAAUCUGUGCUAAAGAUAUUUCACAUUUAAUAAAUGAUCAUUGUAACAACA